Messenger RNA from Acanthaster planci (crown-of-thorns starfish), 4528 nucleotides. RefSeq names its product kinesin family member 11 (gene kif11). NCBI's taxonomy places the organism in Eukaryota, Metazoa, Echinodermata, Asteroidea, Valvatida, Acanthasteridae. The record is from RefSeq and is a predicted model, not a curated record. Gene Ontology annotation, molecular function: ATP binding; plus-end-directed microtubule motor activity; microtubule binding. Gene Ontology annotation, biological process: spindle elongation; microtubule-based movement; mitotic spindle assembly. Gene Ontology annotation, cellular component: mitotic spindle; spindle microtubule; nucleus.
UUAAAGCGUCAAUUUCAACACACACAUGAUAGUCAAUUCGAACAGGAAACAGUUUUCUUGACAAACAUUUCUUUUGGAAAAUACUGGUUACUGUUUCGUUACUUUGACAUCCAUAAGGUACAGGCUUCAUUCCGAAAGGAAGUUGUAGGUGAUUGCAGCUUUUUGUGACUCAUCGGUUCGAGAAAAAUGGUGAAAACGAACGGGAAAGGACCGCAAGAAAAGAACAUUCAAGUGUUCGUGCGGUGCAGGCCUAUCAAUGACAGUGAACGGAAAAGAGGUUCCCAUAAGGUUGUGGAGGUCAGCCAGAAUAAGAAGGAUGUGCAGGUCAACAUUGAAGUUGCUGAGAAGGCAGCCACAAAGACGUUCUCAUUUGAUAAGGCAUUUGGACCCAAAGCCAAACAGAUCGAGGUUUACAAGAGUGUGGUCCUUCCUAUUUUGGAUGAAGUGCUCAUGGGUUACAACUGUACAGUGUUUGCCUACGGACAAACAGGAACUGGUAAGACCUUUACAAUGGAAGGAGAGAGGACACCAGACCCAGCCAUGUCAUGGGAAGAGGACCCACUUGCUGGAAUCAUACCUCGUGCCAUGCAUCAGAUCUUUGAGAAGCUUCAGACGGCAGAGGUGGAGUUUUCUGUCCGUGUUUCCUUCAUGGAGUUGUACAAUGAGGAGCUGUUUGAUCUUUUGACUGGUCCAGAGGACACGCAGAGACUGAGAAUAUUUGAAGAUGCUGCACGUAAAGGAUCAGUGGUGAUUCAGGGUCUCGAGGAGAUUGUCGUCCAUAACAAGAGUGAGGUGUAUGCCAUCCUAGAGAAGGGUGCUGCCAAGAGGCAAACUGCCGCAACCCUCAUGAAUGCUCACUCCAGUCGUUCACACUCUGUCUUCACUGUCACCAUCCACAUCAAGGAGAACUCAGUGGAUGGUGAGGAACUCCUUAAAACGGGCAAGUUGAAUCUAGUGGAUCUGGCUGGCAGUGAGAAUAUUGGCCGUUCUGGUGCUGUCGACAAGAGGGCUAGAGAAGCAGGGAAUAUCAACCAGAGUUUGUUGACCCUUGGCCGAGUCAUCACAGCUCUAGUGGAGCAUGCACCCCAUGUUCCCUACAGAGAGAGUAAGUUGACGCGUCUUCUCCAGGACUCACUAGGAGGUCGCACCAAGACUUCCAUCAUUGCUACCAUCUCUCCCUCCAUCUGCAAUGUGGAGGAAACACUUAGUACCUUGGACUAUGCUCACCGAGCCAAGAACAUCACCAACAGACCUGAAAUCAAUCAGAAACUCACCAAGAGAGCUCUCAUUAAGGAGUACACAGAAGAAAUUGAACGUCUUCGUCGUGAUCUGUUUGCCACCCGUGAGAAAAAUGGGAUAUACCUGUCAGAAGAAAAUUACAGAUCAAUGGAGCAAUCCAUCAGUAGCCAGGCUCUCAGCAUCCAGGAAAAAGAAGAGAAAAUUUCUGCUUUGCUGGAUGAAAUUGCGAAGAUCAAUGAUAUUCUUAGUGACACCAAAGAGGAACUGGAAGAGACAAGCAGCCAGCUUCAGAUGACAACAAAGACAUUGGUAAAGACAACCCAUACACUACAGAAGACUGAAACGGACCUGCGAGUGACAACCACAGAUCGUGACCAACAGAAGUUCCUGCUUGGAGAACACGUUAAGACAGAAGAGAAACUGUCUACGGAGGCCAAGAAGCUUUUAACGGUAGCUGAGAGCAGCACGGCAGAUCUGGAAGGUGUCCAUGCCAAGUUGGAUCGUAAGCGUGCUGUGGAAUCCCACAAUGCAACAGCACAGGAGGUGUUUGAGGCCAACUUGGCCGACAAACUCCAAGCUGUGCAGGACUCCAUGGCUGAGUUUGGAGAUGUCCAGCAACAGCGCUGCUCUAUCCUACAAGACAACUUCAAGAAUUUGGCAUCCGUUCGUUCAACGGAAGUUCAGAGUAUGUGCAGUCAAGUUGCUGGAAUGAUUGAUAGCCUGGAGAGCCAAGUGGUUGGCAUGGAAACUGAUAGUCAGCAAACAUGUUGCAGCUGGCAUGAGUGGGGUGAGCAGAGCAAAGACCAGAUGACAACAUUCAAGAAUGCACACAGCAGUCAAGUUGUACAUUUCCUUGAGAAGACUCACCUACCCCUGCUCAGGAAACACCAAGAUAUGUUGAAGGAACACAAUCAACGGUUGACAGAAUGGAAUGAGCAGGUGCAACAACAGAUUGAAUCUCAAAUGACAGCUGUAGAGACAUUCCUACAGAGCUACUGUAGCCAGCUGGAUUCGUUAUCAUCACUGAUGGGUGACUACAUCACUCAGCAAAGAAAGAUCAACCAAGGUCACCAACAGAAAGCAGCAAACAUGUUGGCUGCACAGAAGGAAGCAGGACAGAAACUGAAGGCAGAGGCAAUGGCCAAGAUGUCUGAAAUCCUUCAACAUAUGCUGGAUCGGCAACAUGAACAGAACUCAGCCAAUGUAGAUGAGAUGACGGAGAGCUACGGAUGUCUUGUUGAGAAUGCUGACACAGCUGAAAAUAAACUCAAGGGAUGUUUGACAGACCUUCGUGAAACAUCUGAAAUGUUUGCAGCUCAGUAUGUGCAAAGCUCUGAGUCCUUGGCGGCAUCGACCAAUGAACACGCCAAAAAGGGCCAUGGAUACAUCAAUGAAGCAGAAGAGAGCCGUAGCCAGAUUGAAUCCUCCAUUAAGGAUUACUUGAUGGAAGAUGUAUCACAGCAAGCCACACAUUCAGAGCACAUGACUAUGGCUGUCAGCUCACACAUUCAGGGACUGGAUGAACACAUAGCAAGCUCCAAGCAGAAAACAACGGCGAUAGUGUCAGCUAUCAAACAAAGUUCUGACGAAUACCAAGAGAACCUGACCAAUCAACAUAGGACGCUGAGCGACACCUUGGAUCAGUGGGGACAGCAGACCAUCAUGCAGUCCACUGAUGUCAAUGACAGGAUAUGUGACCUCAGGAUAAAGGUGACAGAGGUUGAGGGAUUGACGAUGACCUUUUUGAAAGAAGAGCUCAAACAUGACAUCCCGACGGGUGUUACUCCCAAAAAUCGUCGCUUCAGUUACCCUCGUCAACUAACCCGUACUGACCCCCAUCACCUCUUACUGAAGAGCUUUGGUCUGGAUCAGACCAUCAUUGAAGCAAGUAAUGUGCCUCUACCAGAUACUUUCAUUGAAGAGCCUGAAGUUGAGGACUCCAAGAGUGACACAGUGGAGACAAUGUCAGUGAAUGAGGAUAACUCGUCUGAUGCUGGCUCUGAUGUGUCUAUGGGAUCACUCAUUGAAGAAAGUAAAGAGAACUUCCAGAAACCAUCCAAGAAGAGGGCACCAACCGGCAAGGUGGUGAAGAAGACACCUCGUGACAACAGUGCGCACCGUACACCGCAAUCUCGCUUACCGCUCAGAGUCACCAACACGCCCAAUAACUGACCUCAUUACUGAUGCAAUCACAAGAACUGAAUGUCAAGAACUGUUUGCAGCAUGGCAUGAGGUGAUUGGAUGUGUGAUCAGGAACGAUACGGUUCAUUGCAAGUAAUCAGACGAAAUGUUGCAUGAAACUGUAUGACUUGGCAAAUUGUGAGCAUUUUCCCUGAAAAAGGCAGAUGGAUAACAAUCUUAGAUGAUUUUUGUACUUUUCAAAAGUUGACGGGAUCUAUCUGAUAGAAUGUAUUAUACAACUGUAAAGUAAUAACUUGAUUCGUUGGAUUUAACUUGUAGGUUUAUUUGUAGUUCACCUUUAAUAUUUACUCCGUGGGAAAAGCCUAGUACUUGAUACGCCAUAAGUAAGGUCUUUGGGAAAUUGUUUGCCAGGAAUAUUUUUUAUUUUCAUUUCUAUGAAAAGAUAAUGAUAUUGAUUCUGUCUCCGCACCAAUUGCAAUUUCAUUCACAAUGAAAUUUGAUAUUAGCAAGUGCUUGAGUAAUGCUUUUUCUUAAUCUUUAUCAUGUCUCUAGUUGCCAGUGUCUUUACAGAGCUCAUUUUGAACUAAUUGUUGCAGGUGGAUUGAAACUGAGUACAAUGUACUUUUGUUAAAAACAUCUUGAACUAGAAGCUCCCUUUCAGUAGACCAACUCUUUACUUGCAUUGUAAUUCAACUGUUUAAAACAUCAGUUCUACCGAGUGUAUAAAAUUAUAACCAACAUCUUCAAAAUUGUUUGUAACCACUGUAUACAUGUAUAAUUAGACUUCUCCUCCAACCAGCUGAUUCUCACAGCCACUUCUUACGCAUGCUACUGGAAAUUGAAAGAUCUUGUGCAAAAUUUGGUGUAGCUUUAAGUUUCCUGAAUUCUAACAUACAUUGUCAUGUUAACACUGAAUUCUGUGUACACGGCAUAAGCACCCAAGGUAAUGUACAUUUGUUGUGUUCAUUUCACCCAUUUCUUAAACAAUGUACAUUUAUAGAUUGUGAGCUAGCUAAUAUGCUUUAUAAACCAGGACACGUCUUACUUUCCAUAUCCUUUGUCCCCGACGCCAUUUCUUGAUUUGAGGUACCGGUCACUUUAAGUAAAUAAUCAGGUGAGAACACAACAUUAAAGAUCAAACAAAAGA